Thamnophis sirtalis is the source of this 326-nucleotide messenger RNA. The record is from RefSeq and is a predicted model, not a curated record. Lineage: Eukaryota; Metazoa; Chordata; Lepidosauria; Squamata; Natricidae.
UAAAUAGGAGCUCGGAGGCUCCACCCCUUCCUUUUCAUCGGCGACUCGUGGAAUUUGUAAGGAACUCCGGGAGGGAGCAUUUACCACCAGCCAUGACCGAGGAAGGCAUAACUGCUGGAGGCAUAAUGGAUGUCAACACCGCCCUUCAAGAAGUGCUCAAAACAGCACUUAUCCAUGAUGGAUUAGCUCGUGGAAUUCGUGAAGCUGCCAAAGCCUUGGACAAACGUCAAGCCCAUCUUUGCGUUCUUGCAUCCAAUUGUGAUGAACCUAUGUAUGUGAAGCUGGUUGAAGCUCUUUGUGCUGAACAUCAAAUCAAUCUGAUAAAG